AUGAUGCAUGCUGCUUUCUUUGAGGACGUUGAGAUGCCAGCCGUGCUAUUGGAGGAUAGGCAUCUUCGCAGCCGUUUCCUCUCCAUUGAAAACAUGGACAGUCGAGUUCAUGCCAUCCUGAGCUCUUUGUGGCCGGCUGCGCGUCGGCCCUUGGCGCCCUUCCUGGUGCUGGGCGUUGACAUUCUGGACGCCUUGGACUUGGCCUCCUGCGAGGAGGCUUCGCCGCCCGCGACCUGGGAGCCAGAGCCCGGUGUGGCUCAAGAAAUUGACGGCAACAGAGAGCUCAGAGAGCUUCCGGGCCCCAUCCCGCCAAGUGCUGCACAGGAGCCUGUGGAAGGUGUUUUCCGGCGGGACGGUGUGGGGCUACAGGGAGAUUGGGCAGACACUGGCGGAGACCAUCCCAUUCUUUUUGCUGUUAAACUUUGCGGGCCGGCGCAGGAGCAUCGCUCCUUGGCAAAGCUUGCGACGGCCCGAGGUGUGCCUUCUGACACCUCUGAGCCCAGGAUGUUUCACAGCGCUGCCGCUGUCAUCGCGGGCGCUGCAAUCGACUUGCUGGAUCGGCAAUAUCGGGACAGAUUUGGAGGGAUCGUGAAUGGCGUCCUGAGCCGUGAAGGGCCAUGGGUCAAUGUGCCCUCUGCCCUGUCGAAUGCAAUCUUUGCAAAGGACGUUGAGAUGCCAGCCGUGCUAUUGGAGGAUAGGUCGAGACGGGCUAUCGGCUGUACUGAUACGUCGUUUGGCAGUGGCUUAAAAAUCACGGCAUCUUUUAAAGCUGCUUCCUUCAGCGAGAUGGACAUUCGAGUUCAGGCCAUCCUGAGCUCUUUGUGGCCGGCUGCGCGUCGGCCCUUGGCGCCCUUCCUGGUGCUGGGCGUUGACAUUCUGGACGCCUUGGACUUGGCCUCCUGCGAGGAGGCUUCGCCGCCCGCCAUCUGGGAGCCAGCGCCCAGUGCGGCUCAAGAGCUGGAUGGCUCCAGAGUAGGGAUUGCCAUGGGAUUUGGGCGGACCUUGGGUCUUCACGACUACACCGUCCCAUUUCUGCUGCUGGCAAACUACGCGUGUUCGCAGCUUGUCUGCACUGGAUCAGCCUUGGCGCGACCGGUUGGGCUUUGUUCUGGCACAGGUGGCCAGGGCCGGCGCAGGGCUCGCUCCUUGGCAAAGCUCGCGACGGCCCGAGGUGUGCCUUCUGACACCUCUGAGCCCAGGAUGUUUGACAGCUCUGCCACUGCCAUGGCGCACGACGUUGAGAUGCCAGCCGCGCUAUUGGAGGUAGCCGGCUUCGGCUUGGGGCAUGUCAAACUAUUCCACAGUUCAUGCCAUCCUGAGCUCUUUGUGGCCGGCUGCGCGUCGGCCCUUGCGCCCUUCCUGGUGCUGGGCGUUGACAUUCUGGACGCCUUGGACUUGGCCUCCUGCGAGGAGGCUUCGCCGCCCGCGACCUGGGAGCCAGAGCCCGGUGUGGCUCAAGAAAUUGACGGCAACAGAGAGCUCAGAGAGCUUCCGGGCCCCAUCCCGCCAAGUGCUGCACAGGAGCCUGUGGAAGGUGUUUUCCGGCGGGACGGUGUGGGGCUACAGGGAGAUUGGGCAGACACUGGCGGAGACCAUCCCAUUCUUUUUGCUGUUAAACUUUGCGGGCCGGCGCAGGAGCAUCGCUCCUUGGCAAAGCUUGCGACGGCCCGAGGUGUGCCUUCUGACACCUCUGAGCCCAGGAUGUUUCACAGCGCUGCCGCUGUCAUCGCGGGCGCUGCAAUCGACUUGCUGGAUCGGCAAUAUCGGGACAGAUUUGGAGGGAUCGUGAAUGGCGUCCUGAGCCGUGAAGGGCCAUGGGUCAAUGUGCCCGCUGCCCUGUCGAAUGCAAUCUUUGCAAAGGACGUUGAGAUGCCAGACGUGCUAUUGGAGGAUAGGCAUCUUCGCAGCCGUUUCCUCUCCAUUGAAAACAUGGACAGUCGAGUUCAUGCCAUCCUGAGCUCUUUGUGGCCGGCUGCGCGUCGGCCCUUGGCGCCCUUCCUGGUGCUGGGCGUUGCCAUUCUGGACGCCUUGGACUUGGCCUCCUGCGAGGAGGCUUCGCCGCCCGCGACCUGGGAGCCAGAGCCCGGUGUGGCUCAAGAAAUUGACGGCAACAGAGAGCUCAGAGAGCUUCCGGGCCCCAUCCCGCCAAGUGCUGCACAGGAGCCUGUGGAAGGUGUUUUCCGGCGGGACGGUGUGGGGCUACAGGGCUGGCAGGGGGAGACUGGGCAGACCACUGGCGGCUCGACCAUUAUCGAAAUCAAGGAAGGCAAUGGAUCAGGACCUGGGCGCGACGGCGCCCCGCCGGGCUUCGUUUGGCCGGCGCAGGAGCAUCGCUCCUUGGCAAAGCUUGCGACGGCCCGAGGUGUGGCUUCUGACACCUCUGAGCCCAGGAUGUUUCACAGCGCUGCCGCUGUCAUCGCGGGCGCUGCAAUCGACUUGCUGGAUCGGCAAUAUCGGGACAGAUUGUGGAUCGGGAAUGGCGUCCUGAGCCGUGAAGGGCCAUGGGUCAAUGUGCCCUCUGCCCUGUCGAAUGCAAUCUUUGCAAAGGACGUUGAGAUGCCAGCCGUGCUAUUGGAGGAUAGGCAUCUUCGCAGCCGUUUCCUCUCCAUUGAAAACAUGGACAGUCGAGUUCAUGCCAUCCUGAGCUCUUUGUGGCCGGCUGCGCGUCGGCCCUUGGCGCCCUUCCUGGUGCUGGGCGUUGCCAUUCUGGACGCCUUGGACUUGGCCUCCUGCGAGGAGGCUUCGCCGCCCGCGACCUGGGAGCCAGAGCCCGGUGUGGCUCAAGAAAUUGACGGCAACAGAGAGCUCAGAGAGCUUCCGGGCCCCAUCCCGCCAAGUGCUGCACAGGAGCCUGUGGAAGGUGUUUUCCGGCGGGACGGUGUGGGGCUACAGGGAGAUUGGGCAGACACUGGCGGAGACCAUCCCAUUCUUUUUGCUGUUAAACUUUGCGGGCCGGCGCAGGAGCAUCGCUCCUUGGCAAAGCUUGCGACGGCCCGAGGUGUGCCUUCUGACACCUCUGAGCCCAGGAUGUUUCACAGCGCUGCCGCUGUCAUCGCGGGCGCUGCAAUCGACUUGCUGGAUCGGCAAUAUCGGGACAGAUUUGGAGGGAUCGUGAAUGGCGUCCUGAGCCGUGAAGGGCCAUGGGUCAAUGUGCCCUCUGCCCUGUCGAAUGCAAUCUUUGCAAAGGAGAGAAAACAUGACGUGCAUCUUCGCAGCCGUUUCCUCUCCAUUGAAAACAUGGACAGUCGAGUUCAUGCCAUCCUGAGCUCUUUGUGGCCGGCUGCGCGUCGGCCCUUGGCGCCCUUCCUGGUGCUGGGCGUUGACAUUCUGGACGCCUUGGACUUGGCCUCCUGCGAGGAGGCUUCGCCGCCCGCGACCUGGGAGCCAGAGCCCGGUGUGGCUCAAGAAAUUGACGGCAACAGAGAGCUCAGAGAGCUUCCGGGCCCCAUCCCGCCAAGUGCUGCACAGGAGCCUGUGGAAGGUGUUUUCCGGCGGGACGGUGUGGGGCUACAGGGAGAUUGGGCAGACACUGGCGGAGACCAUCCCAUUCUUUUUGCUGUUAAACUUUGCGGGCCGGCGCAGGAGCAUCGCUCCUUGGCAAAGCUUGCGACGGCCCGAGGUGUGCCUUCUGACACCUCUGAGCCCAGGAUGUUUCACAGCGCUGCCGCUGUCAUCGCGGGCGCUGCAAUCGACUUGCUGGAUCGGCAAUAUCGGGACAGAUUUGGAGGGAUCGUGAAUGGCGUCCUGAGCCGUGAAGGGCCAUGGGUCAAUGUGCCCUCUGCCCUGUCGAAUGCAAUCUUUGCAAAGGAGAGAAAACAUGACGUGCAUCUUCGCAGCCGUUUCCUCUCCAUUGAAAACAUGGACAGUCGAGUUCAUGCCAUCCUGAGCUCUUUGUGGCCGGCUGCGCGUCGGCCCUUGGCGCCCUUCCUGGUGCUGGGCGUUGACAUUCUGGACGCCUUGGACUUGGCCUCCUGCGAGGAGGCUUCGCCGCCCGCGACCUGGGAGCCAGAGCCCGGUGUGGCUCAAGAAAUUGACGGCAACAGAGAGCUCAGAGAGCUUCCGGGCCCCAUCCCGCCAAGUGCUGCACAGGAGCCUGUGGAAGGUGUUUUCCGGCGGGACGGUGUGGGGCUACAGGGAGAUUGGGCAGACACUGGCGGAGACCAUCCCAUUCUUUUUGCUGUUAAACUUUGCGGGCCGGCGCAGGAGCAUCGCUCCUUGGCAAAGCUUGCGACGGCCCGAGGUGUGCCUUCUGACACCUCUGAGCCCAGGAUGUUUCACAGCGCUGCCGCUGUCAUCGCGGGCGCUGCAAUCGACUUGCUGGAUCGGCAAUAUCGGGACAGAUUUGGAGGGAUCGUGAAUGGCGUCCUGAGCCGUGAAGGGCCAUGGGUCAAUGUGCCCUCUGCCCUGUCGAAUGCAAUCUUUGCAAAGGACAUUGAGAUGCCAGCCGUGCUAUUGGAGGAUAGGUCGAGACGGGCUAUCGGCUGUACUGAUACGUCGUUUGGCAGUGGCUUAAAAAUCACGGCAUCUUUUAAAGCUGCUUCCUUCAGCGAGAUGGACAGUCGAGUUCAGGCCAUCCUGAGCUCUUUGUGGCCGGCUGCGCGUCGGCCCUUGGCGCCCUUCCUGGUGCUGGGCGUUGACAUUCUGGACGCCUUGGACUUGGCCUCCUGCGAGGAGGCUUCGCCGCCCGCGACCUGGGAGCCAGAGCCCGGUGCGGCUCAAGAAAUUGACGGCAACAGAGAGCUCAGAGAGCUUCCGGGCCCCAUCCCGCCAAGUGCUGCACAGGAGCCUGUGGAAGGUGUUUUCCGGCGGGACGGUGUGGGGCUACAGGGCUGGCAGGGGUAG
This is a messenger RNA of Symbiodinium sp. CCMP2592, 4842 nucleotides long. The record is from the annotation of a GenBank genome assembly. NCBI's taxonomy places the organism in Eukaryota, Dinophyceae, Suessiales, Symbiodiniaceae.